GAAGUGUUCAAGAGACGCAAGGCCAGAGAGGUCGGAAUGAAAGGUGCAGCAGGAGUGUGAAUGGUGAUAUGCGGGCAGUGGAUCCAGGCCACAGAUUCUCUCGCAGGAUGGUCUCGACUCGUCCUCGUCUCCGAUGCAGGUCCUGAAGAUCCCGAAACAAUGGAAUGGAAGUCGUCGUCCGGGUGGUGAGAUGGACAAGAAUCCGCGGGGGAAAAGAUCGCGUUUCCAGUGUCUCCCUCACGAGAUGUCACUCCAACGUGCGAAAAUGGGCGGAACAGAAGGAAGAGAGACGGAUUGAGCGAGCGAGCGACGGGGUGGGUGUAGUA
Messenger RNA from Zymoseptoria tritici IPO323, 326 nucleotides. RefSeq lists its product as uncharacterized. The transcript has a single exon. Bases 134 to 298 code for a protein of 54 amino acids. NCBI's taxonomy places the organism in Eukaryota, Fungi, Ascomycota, Dothideomycetes, Mycosphaerellales, Mycosphaerellaceae. The record is from RefSeq and is a predicted model, not a curated record.